Molecule: messenger RNA, 1188 nt
Organism: Lolium rigidum
Lineage: Eukaryota; Viridiplantae; Streptophyta; Magnoliopsida; Poales; Poaceae
Product: cyclin-D2-1
Exons: 6
Coding region: 1-972 (323 amino acids)
Biological process (GO): regulation of cyclin-dependent protein serine/threonine kinase activity; mitotic cell cycle phase transition
Cellular component (GO): cyclin-dependent protein kinase holoenzyme complex; cytoplasm; nucleus
Molecular function (GO): cyclin-dependent protein serine/threonine kinase regulator activity
Source: RefSeq, a predicted model, not a curated record
AUGCCGGGAGACGACGCGUCCUACCUCCUCUGCGCCGAGGACGCCGGCGGUGCCUUCUUCUUUGCCGACGUUGCGGCCAGCACCUGCACCACCGCCACCGACGAUGACUGGUGCUCCCGCGCCGAGGAUGAGGAGUCGGCUGCGGAGUCCUUCGUCGCCGAGCUCAUCGGGGGCGAGGCCGACUACUCGCCCCGGUCAGACUACCCUGACCGGCUCCGGUCAAGGUGCAUCGACCCCACUGCCCGGGCGGACUCUGUUGCGUGGAUUCUCAAGGUGCAAGAAUACUACGGCUUCCUGCCCUUGACGGCCUACCUCGCCGUGAACUACAUGGACCGGUUCCUCUCCCUCCACCGGCUGCCGCAGGAGGAUGGAUGGGCAAUGCAGCUGCUAGCUGUGACCUGCCUCUCCUUGGCUGCCAAGAUGGAAGAGACCCUUGUGCCUUCCCUCCUAGACCUACAAAUAGAGAGCACAAGAUAUAUCUUCGAGCCGCGUACGAUCCUUCGAAUGGAGCUUCUUGUUCUGACGGCACUCAAUUGGAGGCUCCGGUCGGUCACACCUUUCGUGUUCAUCGACUUCUUCGUUUGCAAAGUUGAUCCGAGAGGGAAGAACACGCGAUAUCUGAUCGGCCGAGCCACACAAAUGAUUUUAGCUGCAAUGCAUGACAUCGAGUUCUUAGAUCACUGCCCGUCGUCAAUGGCUGCUGCGGCGGUGCUAUGCGCCACCGGUGAGAUGCCAUCCUUCGCAUUGGUCAACCCUAGGCUUGCAGUCAAUUGGUGCAUUGGCCUAGCAGAGGAAGGGGUCAGAAGCUGCUACAAACUAAUGCAGCAGCUGGUGAGUGGCAAGAGGGCAGCCACAGCAGCUGCAGUAGCAGUUAACCUAUGCUCAGAUGAGGUUCUGUCCUCUAAUUCCUCCUCCUGCACCACCCCUCCCCCACCCAAGAGGAGGAAGAGGUCACCUCCACCAGUCACAUGAAAAGAGUGCAAGUAGAUAACAUCAGUUUACCUGGGUCUUUUUUUUGUCAGAUUAAUAGGGUUUGAUCUCUUCCUGUUGUUGUGUUGUUGUGAUUCUUUUUCCCAUUUGUUCUCUUCUUUUGGGGCUCUUUCUUUUUACACCUUGGUGGGGGCUCUCCUUGCUUGGCCCGGCCUGUUGAUCUAUGCCAUCAUGGCAGCCUCUGCACUGCCAGUCUGU